Molecule: messenger RNA, 1873 nt
Organism: Pollicipes pollicipes
Lineage: Eukaryota; Metazoa; Arthropoda; Thecostraca; Pollicipedomorpha; Pollicipedidae
Gene: Dpck
Product: Dephospho-CoA kinase
Exons: 5
Coding region: 121-816 (231 amino acids)
Biological process (GO): coenzyme A biosynthetic process
Molecular function (GO): dephospho-CoA kinase activity; ATP binding
Source: RefSeq, a predicted model, not a curated record
AGGAGGGAAGCCUAUGCUCUCCCAUGGUCCUGAUAAGUGGAGCAUACAUGGGCGUCUGUGCCUUCGGCUUAGUUGGGUGUGCGUUCUAACGAUACUGGAGACAUUGUCAGCAUACCAAAAAUGUUCUUGGUUGGUUUAACUGGUGGCAUUGCAACUGGUAAAAGUACAGUUUCCCGAUUACUACAAGACAGAGGAGUUCCAGUUGUUGAUGCUGAUGUUAUGGCUAGAAAAGUUGUUGAGCCCGGGAGGAAGGCCUGGCGCCAGAUCCGAGACGCCUUCGGCCCAGCGGUCUUCCUGGACAGUGGCGAGCUGGACCGCGCUGCUCUGGGCAGAGUCAUCUUCCGCGACACGGAAAAACGUCGCCAACUCAAUCGCAUUACACAUGGCAAAAUACAGCGGCUGAUGAUUUGGGAAACAUUAAAGCUUUUCCUGCAGGGUCAUUCCUUCGCGGUUCUAGAUUUGCCCUUGCUGUUCGAAAGCGGAGUAGCUGUUGACUACAUGGAAAAAAUAGUUGUAGUAUCCUGCGAGGAGGACGUGCAGCUGCAGCGGCUGGUGGCGCGCUCCGGGGAGGCGGAGGCCGACUGUCGGCGCCGUAUCGAAGCCCAGUUGCCGCUUCGCGUCAAGCGCGACAACGCCCACUUCGUGAUCGAGAACUCGGGCUCGUUGGCCGACACUGCGCGCCAGGUGGACGGCGUGCUGUCGGUGCUGCGCACCAGCCGCGCGCACUGGCGACUGCGCGCGCUGCUGCUGCUGCUGGUGGUUGGCUGCGCUACGCUGGCGCUCUGGCUUAGCUCGGUGCGCAGGUCGACGCGGUGACGUCCCCCCUCCCCUCUGAUGACGCGGGCCCAGCUGGGAGCGGGCGCCGGACCGGGGUGGACUCGCGUCUCGUUUUGCUCAGGUGUGCUCGGGCGGGCGUCUGGAUGUGUAGCCUGGGUGUGCUGAUGACAUGGCCUGUACUGAUACUCGUGGAAAGGGUAGUUUAACGAAAUGUGUGCGAUGUCGUGUGUAUGUUGUCGCCCGCCCUCCGUUCUGCUUCGUCGUGAACAGACUUGACGUGAACCUUUUUUCCUCCGAGACGUUGAGGCCAAUGAUGAACUGUAUUUGAACUUGAGGACCUAGUGUGACAUCCAUCAUGUCAUCCCGUUGCGGCGCGCACAGUGGGGGUGGCGGCAGCGCGGUGUCAGGCCGCACGUCUGGGAGGUGCGGGAUCUGAUUCCCUGUGGUGAAUCACCCUUCCCGUCAGGGUGAGAGACGGGCGAUGCAAUGACGGCUCGUGCCACGCGCAGGACUUGACUUGACCUGACUCAGAGUUGCCAACGCCGGGUCAAGUUAAUGCGGUUAGUGCUGUCAUGGGUGGGGGCCGCGGCACGGUGGCAUGGUGGGUACACCAACUGUCUGAGAUUGGCGCGAUUUAGAAGGGGUCUGUUGGCGUGCUCGUGUUCCAGCGGCUCUGGCGCUCAGCCCAGCAUUCUCUAAUCGGAGACGGAUGGUCUCGAGGUCUCUCCCACCCUUCACUACGAGCAGGGACCAACAGCCUACCGGCAACCUUUGACCAGACACGACGGCGGGGUGCUUUUCGCCGACAUACGCCUCUAGUAGAAUCAUAGCCGAAGCGUCAAACAAUAGGUGCUCCGUAUGCGGGACGUAUCUUCUUAGAUAGGAACGGCGCAUUCUUUAGUAUGGUUUUAACGCGCUGGCAUAAAGGAUUCUAAUCGUGGAACACGCAGCCUCUUUAUAUGAUAUCUUUGCCAGAAAACUGUAGCAAACUGAUUGAUGAGAGAACGUUGAAGCCUACAGCAUUGAUUGCUAAUAGAUGCGUUUGCUACUGAUUUGUGUGGGGUCUUUUCUGAAAUAAAUGUUAUGCUACGAUCUA